This is a messenger RNA of Osmerus eperlanus (European smelt), 6684 nucleotides long. RefSeq names its product WD repeat domain 90 (gene wdr90). Gene Ontology annotation, molecular function: protein binding. The record is from RefSeq and is a predicted model, not a curated record. Bases 428 to 6046 code for a protein of 1872 amino acids. The transcript is spliced from 43 exons. Lineage: Eukaryota; Metazoa; Chordata; Actinopteri; Osmeriformes; Osmeridae. Gene Ontology annotation, cellular component: centriole.
GGGACGUAGUCUACCGACACUGGAAGCGGCGGUGAAAGUAGCGGGAGUUCCGAGACAUUCUAAAAAAAAUGCUGGCUUGUUUACAUGGAGAUGGUUGAAGAAGAGUUUCAUGCACUACCCUCGCUAGAGGUUUGGAGUAAAACAAAACCUAAGUCUAAUGUCAGAUAAAACAUGCAUAGCCUACUAUUUCAUGCCUACUGAAGCCUGGGGAUAAUAUUCUGUUCAAAAGCGAGUGCUAGCUAACUAGUUUGCCAUACGAGUAACGUUAGCUAUCUGUUUUAGCUAGUAAAUAACGCCGUCCAGAUCUAGUAAGUAGCUAAGCGGCCCGUUAACACUGUGGUGGCUGUACCUUUAGCUAGCUAAAAGCAACAUCCGCCAGUUUAUCUUCGAGUCAACAGGUGGAUAUUUUGAACGCUAAUCUCCAACAAUGGCCUCGAGAGUGUGGCAGCACCCGUACGUCAACAUCUUCAAGCACAUCAAGAUUGAAGAGUGGAAGAAGUCUUCAAGAGAAGGAGAUGUGACUGCUUACAUGGACAAAACUUUGAAAUGCUCAGUGUUCAGAAUCCGUGGGUCCAUCCCGGCCAGCAACUACAUCCUCUUACCCAAGACCAGCAGUCAGUCCUUGGGGCUGACUGGACGUUUCAUCUACCUCCUUUUCAGACCCAGUCCUGCCAAACACUUUGUGGUACAUUUGGACAUAGCAGCAGAGGAGAGCCAGGUUAUCCGGGUCUCUUUUUCCAACCUGUUCAAGGAGUUCAAGUCCACGGCCACUUGGCUGCAGUUCCCCUUCCUGUGUGGAGCAGCCAAAGAUUCUGUGUACGACAGCACCGCCAAAACGGCAAGACACGACCUUGUAGGUCCGGCCCCCCCCAUGGUGCGUUGGAUCUGUCUCAUGAUGGACCUGCAGUACGUGCUGUCCGUCUACCUCAACCGCCGGCACAGCCACCUGAAGAGCAUCAAGCUGUGUGCCAACAUGUCCGUCAAGAACCUUUUCACCAGCGACCUGCUUUUAGACCCAGGAUUGUCCUUCAGUGAGGCCAAGCAGGCUGGGUUGGUGUCUGCCCAGGGCACAAGCCCCAUGCCCAGGGAGAUGUGCUUCCCCGUGCCCAAAGGAGGCAGCUGGCACGACCUCUAUGACUACAUAAGGUUUCCCUCUGAUGGUUCCAAGAUGCCCUUUGACUCCAUUCAGAAAGGCCUUCCAAGCCCUAUUUCCAUGUGUGCCCCCUCCAGUAAAAGCCCCAGCAGAGAGGUGCCUCGCAGGGUGAACCUCAGCAAACCAGUGCAGGACCGGGUGUCUCUCAUCCAGCAGAUCACCAGCCCCAAGCCUCUUCCGAGACACCGCAGCACCCUGGUGACCUCCAGCGUUCCUGAGCUGGGCGUGGUCACCUCCGGGCUGGACGCCAAACACACUCAGGAGGAAUGGGGUUCCCAUGGCGACGACCCGGAGAGAGGUUGCUGGUCGCAGGCUUCCGGUUCACGCCGCUCCACGUCCCGAACGCCGCCCGCGGUCGACGGAGGCGUGCAUGUGUACGCGCGCUCAGAAGAUGACUCUGCCUUCUGUGUAGAAGAUGGCGAAGGAGAGGUUGUGUGCGCUGCCGUCUCUCGCCCCAUCUCCCUUCCCUCAGUCAAGGAGUCCAGACUCAGUAAGCUGUAUCCUGAUCCCAUUCUCCGGCUGAACCGAAUCCUAGGUUUUGGCGGAGCCACUCUGAAGUGUGCUUUGUGGACCAAGAGAGGGGACGAGGUGGUGUACCCCUGCCACGCCAUCAUCGUCUCCAUGAACAUCUCCUCAGGACAGCAGAGGUUUUUCCUCGGCCACACAGACAAGGUGUCUGCCCUGGCGUUCACUGGCAACACCAUGCUGUUGGCGUCGGCCCAGACAGGAAGCCAGGGCGUGGUGAGAGUGUGGAGCUACUCUAAGGGCAGCUGCCUGGCCAUGUUUAAGACCCACGCACACUCUCUGUCCUCACUCAGCUUCUCAUAUGGUGGCGGUGUUCUCUGCGGGGUGGGGAAGGACAACCACAGCAAAACGAUGGUGGUAGUUUGGAGCACGCAGCACGUCAGCAAAGGAGAGGUGACCGUCUUAGCCAAAGCACACACGGACGUGGACAUUCAAACCAUGAAGAUCGCCUUCUUUGACGAUACAAGGAUGGUGUCGUGUGGCCGUGACAACGUGCGUCUGUGGCGCGUGAGGGGCGGGGCCCUGCGCUCCUGCCCCGUCAGCCUGGGAGAGUACCACUCCCUGGACUUCACCGAUGUGGCCUUCGAGGAGGGACAGCGCUCCCACGGCGACCCAGAGGACCGCUCGCUGUUUGCCAGCAGCAGGAGUGGCCAUAUCCUGGAAAUUGACUAUGGGAACGUGGUGAUAAGAAACGUCAGGAGACUGCUGCCCGCUCAUAAGUCCCACUCCCAGCGCAGAGAGAAACAGACGUUCAGCACGGGUCCAGGCAUCGCCGUGAACAGCAUCAGCGUGUCGUCGGCGUUCUGUGCCACCGGCUCUGAGGACGGCUACCUCCGUCUCUGGCCCUUGGACUUCUCCACAGUGUUCCUGGAAGCUGAACAUGAAGGGCCGGUGAGCUUGGUGUCGGUGUCGGCCGACGGCCUCAGCGUCCUCUCCGCCACCUCCACCGGUAACCUUGGCUACCUGGACGUGAGCAGCCGUGGCUACAGCACCCUGAUGAGGUCACACACGGACGCCGUGCUCGGUUUCAGCGUGGACGGCGUCCGGCGCCGCCUCACCUCCGCCUCCCGCGACGGGACUGUACGCGUCUGGGACAUGGACUCCAUGCAACAGCUGUUUGACUUUGUGUCGGAGGACACCCACUGCUCAGUGGCGUUCCACCCCAGCCUCCAGGUCUUCUCUUGUGGAUCCAGCUCCGGGACGGUCAGGGUGUUUGACAUCGCCAGCUCCAAGCUGUUGGCGGAGCACAGCCAGCACCGAGGCCAGGUGGUGGGCCUGGUCUUCUCCCCAGACGGAGAGGCUUUGUACAGCGCAGGCUCCCUCGGCGCUCUGGUCCUGUACAACUCCUCCUCCGAAGACCACCACGUGGUCAGAGUACUGGGUAAUGUGGUGGCACGGGGCACCGAGCGGGGGCCGGAUGCCCUCGUCAUCAGUAGCGACAGCCGCUGUUUGGCGUUUGUGGGCCCUUCGGAGUACACAGUCACCAUCAUGGACGCCCGCUCUCUGGACGAGCUCCUGCGUGUGGACGUCAGCAUCCUGGACAUGGAGAGCACCAGGCUGGACUCUGCCCUGAAGGUUUGCUUCUCCCCGGCCUCCACCGUCCACCUGCUGGUCACCACCACCGCCAACAAGAUCCUCUGGGUCAGCGCCAAGACUGGGAGGCUGCUGCGCGAGGCCUCUCAUGUCCACAAGCACCAGUGCUCCUCUGUGGUGGUGAGUGAGGAUGGCCGCUACCUGCUCACUGCAGGACACAACGUCGUCAAGGUGUGGGAUUACAGCAUGCAGCUGGACAUCAACUCCCAGAUGUUUAUAGGACACAGCCAGCCUAUCAGCCAGGUGAGCUUCACACCCGAUCAGAUGAGUGUGGUCUCCGUGGGAGACGCCAUCUUUCUCUGGGACUUCCUGGCCCACCCACGGGAGUCUGGGAAUUGUAGUCCUUCGUCACCUACCACAGCCUUGAUCACGCCUCAUAAAUCAGCGAAUGGCGAGCCAGAUGUUCACGUAAUGCUGCUGUCCAAUGGGAUGCCUCGAGGGAUCGCUCCCCUGCCGUUCUCACACCCUCCCUGUUUGGAUAUCAGUGCCAUUGACGCAAUCGGACUGGAAGCAGAUGCAGACUCCUUGUCUCCACCUGAGGAGCUUGAGGAGAUCUCUCUCCACGGCGCCACUUCAGGCCCCUCCCCCUGCCCUGACCCCGCCCCUGUCAUGGCGGCCGGCUCCUUUCUGAAAGUCACCGAGAUGGCGUUAGCCCCAGACUCAUCUCCUCUGAGGACCAGUCAGAAUAGAGAGUUGGACAAUGUGGACUCUGAUGAGGAGAAGGAGACUGUACGGCCUGAUUGUUAUAAGCACUUUACUCCGCGUUUCAAAACCUCCACUCUGGAUCAGACGGCUGGCAACGCCCACCAAUCAGGAGAACAGGGCUUGAGUUUAAAAGCUGUGAUUGGCUACAACGGGAAUGGACGUGGAAACAUGGUGUGGAAUCCAGAUACAGGCCUGUUUGCGUACUCGUGUGGCAGCGUGGUGUGCUGGAAAACCUUCACACAGGGCUCUCAGAGGCACUGGCAAGGUCACACAGAGGAGGUCUCCACUCUGGCUGUUUCUAACGACGCACUGAUGGUGGCGGCGGCGGCGGGGGGGCCGCGAUGGCGCCACAAGCCUCAUCUGCAUAUGAACGUUCAGGAUGGCGCCUGCAGGAAAACCCUGUCCUACCACCGGGGGGCAGUGCAGAGCAUGGCCUUCUCCAGGGACGACCUCCUCUUCCUCUCAGUCGGAGACUUCCGCGAGCCAGAGGUGGCGCUGUGGAGCAGCAGGAGCUUCCAGCUGCUGUCCAGGGUGUGCGUGGCCGGGCCGCUCCACGACGUGGCCUUCAGCCCCUCGGCCGCCAGCCAGCUGGCCUGCGUGGGUCGUCUGGGGGUGGUGUUCUGCCAGGUCACCUCCUCAGGCCCAGACCUGGAGCUCCAGGUGCAAAACAUGGCCAUCCCUGAGGAGGUGGGGGAGGUGGAGCUGACGGCGCUAUGCUACAAUGCUAACAACAUCCUGUUCACGGGCACUAACGGAGGACACGUCUGUGUGUGGGACUGUCCGAGCCAGCGCUGCUUCAUGACCUGGGAGGCAGACCAGGGAGAGAUAGGAGUGCUGCUGUGCAGGGGGAACCGCCUGCUGACAGGCAGCAACACGCGUCGGCUGAAACUGUGGGGGGUCUCCGCUGUCCAGAGCCUGAGGCCAGGAGGAGCAGGAGGAGACGCUGCCACCACAGAGGACCGAGGGGCCCUGGUGCUAUUGGAGCAGGAGAUCGUUCUGGACGGGACCGUGGUGAGCGCUGCGUUUGAUGACGUUCUGGACAUGGGAAUCGUGGGCACCACGGCGGGCACACUCUGGUACAUCAACUGGGUGGACAACACCAGCAUACGCCUCAUCAGCGGACACAAAACCAAGGUGAAUGACGUGGGGUUCAGCCCAGACGAGACCCACUUUGCCACCUGUGGAGAGGAUGGAAGCGUCAGGGUCUGGUGUUCCCCCAGCAACGAGCUGGUGAUGCAGUUCCAGGUGCUCAACCAGAACUGCAAGUGUGUUUGUUGGAGCCCCGUCCAGGGUUCGUCUACGGGGGGCGCGUGCGUGGCGGCGGGCUACAGCGACGGAACCCUCCGGAUCUUCCGCCUGGCGUCCUCUGAGAUGGAGCUCAAGCUGCAGCCCCACCCGGUGGCCGUUACCUCGGUCCAGUACUCCGUUAACGGUCUUGUGCUUCUGUCGGCGGGGAAGGAUGGGCUGAUUGCGGUGAGCAGCCCCGUGACCGGAAAGGUCGUCCGCAUCCUUGGUGACCACAAGGGGGCACUCAUAACCACCAUCCAGUGUGUGAAAAAACAGUACAAAGAGUUUGGACUCGAAGGAAACGAGAUGUGGUUGGCUGCCAGUGCAGACCGACGUGUCAGCAUUUGGGCGUCUGAUUGGAUGAAGGACAAGUGUGAACUGCUUGAUUGGCUCACGUUUCCUGCUCCCGCCCACCCCAAGGACCCAGACAGCCUGCCCCCCAGCCUGGCUGCUUUCAGCCCUGCAGACCCUGGCCUCGUCAUCUACACAGGCUUUGGGGUGGAGAAAGAGCUGUCCUUCUACAGCCUGUCUAAAAAACAGGUUGUUAAGAAGAUCGCCCUGUCUCACUGGGCCACGAGCCUCAGUCUCUCCUCCAAGGGACGUCUGGUUGCUGUGGGUUCCCAAGAGAGGGUGCUGAAGCUGAUCCAGUCCUCCAGCGGCAGGUUCCAAGACUUCCUCCACCACAGCGACUCUCUCCAGACAUGUCGUUUCUCCCCCUCGGGGGAGCUGCUGUUCAGCUCAGCCUACAACGAGAUCCUGCUCUGGGACGUCCAGGGCCUGUAGAUCUGGAGAGAGGGGCAGAUCGCCAUGCCGACAACAUCCUGACACCCUCAGACCUGUCUCUGGCUCUGCCUGUCUGUCCCAUCUCUGCCUGUCUGUCUGACUGUCUGUCUGUCUGUGUGCAUACUGUUAAGGUUUUCAAAAGCUCUGUUUUUAUAGUUGGGCCAAAGUCGAUUUAAUUGAAAUUAAUGAUAUGGGUGGUGUUGGGAAAUAUUUGAAAUGCUAAAUGUUAAACCUCACCUGGAACUGAAGUUGAUUUAAUAUAAUUUUACUGUGUUGGUGAUGGCUACCUUGUAGGUUAACUAAACACCACUCCAAUAUUGAUCUGUUGAUGGUAGGACUUAAUUCAAAAACAUGGAGAGUGAAUUUGCAAGGAUAUUGUUUACACGCGUGAUUGUAAGUCGGUGGUUUUUAUUUGACUUUGCAAGAAAAUUCCGUCUUGAAAUAUUUAAUUCAUGAAGGAACACCUCUUCUGUGAUAUCUCAGUUGGUUCUUUUAAUCUGGGAUUUGUUUAGUUUAUAUGAAUCCGUUUUUUUAACAUGUUUCUUUCAAUUCAAACUGUAAAUUAUGCACUAAAUGUUACAGUUCAAAUCAACAUUUAUUUAUUUUUGUAACUUCUUUUAAAUAAAUAGUUGAAAGAC